AUGCCGGUUGGUGGCUCGAUAGCUGGGCUCAUGCAUGCUGUGGCGCUCAAGUCUCAUGGCCACAGCGUCGUGGUUCUCGAGAUGCGAACUGAACAGCAACUCCAAGCCCGCGCUGCAGGCUUGAGUCUGUGGUCAAACGCACAGAAGGUCUUCACAACAUACUUACCCGAUGUUGAGCUUGACGACAUCGUUUUCCGCAACCCCGCAUUUCCAAUCCUUGACAAGGAUGGUAAGGUCUUGGUAGAGGUGCCGUUCACGGAAGAUGUGCGCACCUCGUGCUGGGCUGGUCUACAUGGCUUGCUAUGGAUGGCCUGCGAGAAAGACGUUGAGGACCAUGGACCUGUCACCAUGCGGUGUGGAUACCAGGUAUGCGGGCUGACUGAGCAAGCUGACCACCUUGUGGUGGCGUACAAGGGCGAAGAUGGCGCCGAGGAACGAAUGACUGCAGACAUUGUCGUGGCGGCCGAUGGUGCGCGAUCCCAUCUUCGUAGCCUUGUCCUUCCUGAUGUGAAGACCGAUUACGUUGGCUAUGUGGCGUGGCGAUCACAAUUCCCUGAAAAGGAUGCGCCCGAGGAGCUACGUUGUGCUAUAGAGGGCAAGAUGCCUCUUUGCAUGCUGGACGGGAGCUACAUAGUGGUCUAUCUAUCGCCUAGCACAAUCGGAGACAUGCGUCCUGGCAACCGUGUCAUCGAAUGGUGUUGGUAUGAUGCGUGCGACGCUUCGACGCCAGUCUUUGCGGAUUACAUGACCGACGUUAAUGGUGUCCGACAUAACGUCACCGUACCCGGGGAUUUGUUGCGCCCAGAUGUUUGGGAGGCUCAGCUUAAGCGAAGAGAUAAGGUGUUGUCUCCAAUGUGGAGGAAGAUCUUCCACGACUCGAACCCGCCGCUUCUCACAGCCGUUCGUUCGUUUGACAAUACAAAAGCUUCGUUCCUCGGAGGCAAGUUGCUACUGGCAGGCGAGGCAUUCAUUCAACUUCGCCCACAUCUUGGCGCAAGCUGCGAUAUCGCAGGGUUAUCGGCCAUUACAUUGCCGCAGGUUCUGGCUGGGGAGAUGAGUCUGGGAGAAUGGGAAAAGAAAGUGGCUCAGCACGCUAUGGAGAAAGCGAUCGGAAGCAGGGCCACUGGAAUAUUUGGCAUGACGGGACAGUGGCCGGAAGGUUACACCGCAGAGUCUGCGGCGAAGUUCUCUGAGGAAGUGGCGGCUUGA
Alternaria ethzedia is the source of this 1209-nucleotide messenger RNA. RefSeq lists its product as uncharacterized. NCBI's taxonomy places the organism in Eukaryota, Fungi, Ascomycota, Dothideomycetes, Pleosporales, Pleosporaceae. Bases 1 to 1209 code for a protein of 402 amino acids. The record is from RefSeq and is a predicted model, not a curated record. The transcript is spliced from 4 exons.